Molecule: messenger RNA, 1742 nt
Organism: Elgaria multicarinata webbii
Lineage: Eukaryota; Metazoa; Chordata; Lepidosauria; Squamata; Anguidae
Gene: COPS4
Product: COP9 signalosome subunit 4
Exons: 10
Coding region: 145-1383 (412 amino acids)
Cellular component (GO): cytosol; COP9 signalosome
Source: RefSeq, a predicted model, not a curated record
CUAUGGUUACGCCGCGGCGUGGGAGGCCUUGUUGUCUCUACCCCAUCCCGGUUUCUCUUUCCCUUGGCUCGCGUCUGAGGUGCCGGCGGAAGGGACGGCGCCGCUUCCCCAUCAGGAAGGGAUUGAAAAGCAGGGGGGGCAAAGAUGGCGGCUGCCGUGAGGCAGGAGCUGACCCAGCUCAUGAGCUCCAGCGGCUCCCACAAGGACCUGGCGGGGAAGUAUCGGCAGAUAUUAGAGAAAGCAAUUCAGCUUUCGGGAAUGGAACAACUAGAGGCAUUAAAAGCAUUUGUUGAAGCAAUGGUGAAUGAAAAUGUCAGUUUAGUGAUUUCACGCCAGUUGCUGACAGAUUUCUGUACCCAUCUUCCAAGCCUUCCUGAUAGCACAGCCAAAGAAAUCUAUCACUUCACCUUGGAAAAGAUCCAGCCUCGUGUAAUUUCAUUUGAAGAGCAGGUUGCUUCUAUAAGACAGCAUCUUGCAUCAAUUUAUGAGAAAGAAGAAGACUGGCGGAAUGCAGCACAAGUGUUAGUGGGAAUUCCUUUGGAAACAGGACAAAAGCAAUACAAUGUGGACUAUAAGUUGGAGACCUAUCUGAAAAUUGCCCGACUGUAUCUGGAGGAUGAUGAUCCUGUUCAGGCUGAGGCUUAUAUCAACAGAGCAUCACUUCUUCAGAACGAAUCAACCAAUGAACAGUUACAAAUCCAUUAUAAGGUGUGCUACGCCCGUGUUCUUGACUAUAGAAGGAAGUUCAUUGAAGCUGCCCAGAGGUAUAAUGAGCUCUCUUACAAGAGUAUAGUCCAUGAAAGUGAGAGACUCGAGGCACUGAAACAUGCUUUGCAUUGUACCAUCUUAGCAUCAGCAGGACAGCAGCGUUCCCGUAUGUUAGCCACUCUCUUCAAGGAUGAGAGGUGCCAGCAGCUUGCAGCCUAUGGGAUACUGGAGAAAAUGUAUCUGGACAGGAUUAUCAGAGGGAACCAGUUGCAAGAAUUUGCUGCAAUGCUCAUGCCACACCAAAAAGCAACAACAGCUGAUGGUACUUGUGUCUCCAAGAGUUCCAGUAUUUUAGACAGAGCUGUAAUUGAACAUAAUUUGUUAUCUGCAAGCAAACUAUAUAACAACAUUACCUUUGAAGAACUUGGAGCAUUAUUAGAAAUUCCUGCAGCCAAGGCAGAAAAGAUAGCCUCCCAGAUGAUAACAGAGGGUCGCAUGAAUGGAUUUAUUGAUCAGAUUGAUGGAAUAGUUCACUUUGAAACUCGGGAAGCCUUACCUACGUGGGAUAAACAAAUUCAGUCGCUUUGCUUCCAAGUUAACAAUCUUUUGGAGAAGAUUAGUCAGACCGCCCCAGAAUGGACAGCGCAGGCUAUGGAAGCUCAGAUGGCUCAGUAGACUUUUAUUUCUUCCCCUUCUGUAGAGAACAGAUUUUUCUCUAAAAAUGUGAAACGAGCAUUAGAAACCGGACUUCUGGCUUUAGGUCGAUUUCUUCAAGACAAAAGUGUAGAUUGGUGUACAUUGUAUUAAAUCUCCUUAAGGGUUUUCUUAAUGGCACAGCAGCACAGCAUGAGAAUUGUUUUAAAAUGUCGUUUAAAAAUGACAGGAUGGAGUACAAAAGUGUGUUUAAUUUUUUUUUUUUUGGUAUUAAAAUUUAAGUUGUCUGGUGGCCUUGUGCAUAUUUUUGUGUUUUGAAAAUUGAGGUACCCAAUUCUCUUUAGCUGCAGUUAUUCAAAUAAAGACAAGAUAGCAGUUAA